Molecule: messenger RNA, 195 nt
Organism: Helobdella robusta
Lineage: Eukaryota; Metazoa; Annelida; Clitellata; Rhynchobdellida; Glossiphoniidae
Exons: 1
Source: RefSeq, a predicted model, not a curated record
AAAAAAGAGAACCCUUAUUGUCAGAAAAAAGAGAACCCUUAUUGUCAGAAAAAAGAGAACCCUUAUUGUCAGAAAAAAGAGAACCCUUAUUGUCAGAAAAAAGAGAACCCUUAUUGUCAGAAAAAAGAGAACCCUUAUUGUCAGAAAAAAGAGAACCCUUAUUGUCAGAAAAAAAAGAACCCUCAUUGUCAGAAA